CUCCUGGACUUUCUGCUCCAUAGUCGACAUUUGUUCCUUCCAACCCGCAUAGGUCUCGGAAAUCCAGCGCGCGCGCCCCGAGUCGGCUUCGGCUUCGCGCUGUUGCCAGCGCUCAGUAUAGGCGGCGUCCAGGCGCUCCCGCUCAAGACGUACAGCUUCCGUGAUACUCUGGGUCAUCCCCUGAGUUUCAAUGGAACUCUGGGUCUGGCGGGCUUCCACGUCCUGCGCACGCCGUUCGGCUUCUCCUCGGGUGUUCUCAGCGUGGACCAAGCGAUCCGUGAGUUCCUGGAUCUGGCGACGCGCGUCCAGGUCAUGUUGUUCCCUGAGACGCUCGCGCUCCAAGGCAUCCAGGCGUUCUCUGGCGAGAAACUCGCGUUGCUCCUGCUCCAUACGGGCCUGCCACUCCUGCUGUUGUCGCAAGACAUUCAGCUCGAUUUGAGCGGGCCCGGACCUCGCGGACACGGACGGAUCCACUCGAGCGACUCGACGCAGCUGAUUUUCUGGACAUCGUCGAGCGUCGAGAGCGCACCUCGCUCUUGGAACUCUGGUGUUGACUCCGCUCAUCGGCGCAUCUGA
Messenger RNA from Phytophthora sojae, 576 nucleotides. RefSeq lists its product as hypothetical. The transcript has a single exon. The record is from RefSeq and is a predicted model, not a curated record. The annotation marks the transcript as partial. NCBI's taxonomy places the organism in Eukaryota, Oomycota, Peronosporomycetes, Peronosporales, Peronosporaceae.